Messenger RNA from Talaromyces marneffei, 1230 nucleotides. RefSeq lists its product as uncharacterized. The record is from RefSeq and is a predicted model, not a curated record. The transcript has 8 exons. The coding region runs from base 1 to 1230 and encodes 409 amino acids. Lineage: Eukaryota; Fungi; Ascomycota; Eurotiomycetes; Eurotiales; Trichocomaceae.
AUGCCUCGGCGGUUGACAAGGCACUCAUUGGGUGAAAGCCCAGCUACAGAGGUGGAUACCAAGAGGAAACGACUUUCUGCGGGGUCUACAAUAAAAAGUACUGCCAAAAAGAGCAAGUAUUUUGAAGGUUCUGGUACGGAUGAAUCAACCAGUGACGUCGAUGGCGAUUCUGGCUCCGCUUAUGAGGAAGAAGCAGCUCAUGAGGACCAGGAUUCAGUCAAUGAGGAGGAAGGAUUUGAAGAGGAGUCCGAAGAAGAAAAACCAAAGAAGAGAGGGCGCGGACGGCCAUCAACUAGCGCAAAGACAAAGCAGCAGAAUUCGGGUGACGGUGCAGAAGACUUACCUGCCUUAAAGUCUUCCAAAGGCAAAGAAUUAUGGCGAGAAGGAGUCAAGGCAGGGCUGGGUCCAGGAAAGGAGGUUUUUAUCAAGAAGCCGAAAGCACGGGACCUGGGCGGCAUAGAUUAUAAGGAUGAUGCGAUACACCCGAAUACCAUGCUGUUUUUGAAAGAUCUCAAGGAGAACAACGAACGGCAGUGGUUGAAAGCUCAUGACGCGGAUUAUCGAGCUUCCAAAAAAGAUUGGGACACGUUCGUAGAGACUUUGACCGAAAAGAUCAUCGAGAAAGACGAGACCAUUCCGGAAUUGCCUGCAAAGGAUUUGGUUUUUCGCAUCCAUAGGGAUGUCAGAUUCAGUAACGAUCCCACUCCUUAUAAGACACAUUUCUCUGCUGCAUGGAGUCGUACAGGACGCAAGGGACCAUAUGCAGCGUAUUAUGUGCACCUCCAACCCGGACAUUGCUUUAUAGGUGCCGGGUUAUGGAUGCCAGAGGCGAGUAAACUGGCGCUUCUUCGGAGGGAUGUCGAUCGGAAUCCCGCGCGACUUAAAUCAGUCCUGAGGAACGCAGACCUCAGAAGAGAAUUCUUCAAUGGCAUACCUGAUGACGAGCGCAAAGCUGUAAAGGCUUUCGUUAGCCACAAUCAGGAGAGCGCCCUCAAAACCAAGCCAAAGGGCUACGAACCUGACAAUCCCAACAUUGAUUUACUCAGAUUGCGGAGCUACACCGUCGGGAAACCACUCUCGGAUGAAAUCCUACUCAGCCCCGAUGCACAAGAACGAAUUGAGAGUCUGAUAGAAGUAUUGGUGCCUUUUGUAACGUAUCUCAACAGCGUUGUGAUGCCCGAUGACCCGCAAAAUGAUGACGAGAAUGACCAAGAAGAUGAAAGCGAAUAG